This is a messenger RNA of Carassius auratus (goldfish), 885 nucleotides long. RefSeq lists its product as uncharacterized. The coding region runs from base 67 to 885 and encodes 272 amino acids. Lineage: Eukaryota; Metazoa; Chordata; Actinopteri; Cypriniformes; Cyprinidae. The transcript is spliced from 6 exons. The record is from RefSeq and is a predicted model, not a curated record.
GAGUCCAGUCUGUGUCAGAAUGAAUCUCCUGAACCCAGCUGUGUGUCCAUCAAGAGUGACGCGUCAAUGGGUCGAAUAAUUGAGUUCAGCUCGGGAGACACAUCUGCUGAUCUGAGUCAAAAACAUAAAGGACCGCAAUCACAUACAGCAAAGAAGAACUUAGACUCCAUUUUUAAGGAGCUUGAGCACAAAAUCAUCUCUGAGUUAAAAAGCUUUAAGAGACUACUGAGUCCAGAUUACCCAGAAUGCUCUGAAAGAGACCGUUAUGAUGAUGAGGGUCAUAACAGAGUCAGAGAGGGUCUUCUGAAGAUCACACUGCUCCUCCUGAGGAAGAUGAACCAGACAGACCUCGCUGACACACUACAGACCAAACUGAUGUCUGUGUAUCAACAAAAACUGAGAUCCAGACUACAGGAUAAAUAUCAGAGACUCAGUGAAGGACUGUCCAAUCAUGGAGACUCAACACGUCUGAAUGAGAUCUACACAGAGCUCUACAUCACAGAGGGAGGCAGUGGAGAGGUCAAUAAUGAACAUGAGGUGAGACAGAUUGAGACAGUGUCCAGGAGACCAGAGACACAGGGAGACACCAAUUCAACUGCAAUGACAUAUUUUAAACCCUCACCUGGACAAGACAAACCCAUCAGAACUGUGCUGACUAAAGGAGUCGCUGGAAUUGGAAAAACAGCUAGAAAGACUAUUCUGUCUCUAGGAAAACUGGCUUUUGAACAGCUGGAAAAAGGGAACCUGAUCUUCUACGAGGAGGACCUGAAAGAGAGCGGCAUUGAUGUCAGAGAAGUGUCCGUGUACUCAGGAGUUUGUACCCAGAUCUUCAGAGAGGAGUCUGGACUGCAGCUGGGGAAGAGGUGUUCAGCUUUGUUCAUCUGA